Gastrolobium bilobum is the source of this 4491-nucleotide messenger RNA. Its product is annotated as probable E3 ubiquitin-protein ligase HIP1. NCBI's taxonomy places the organism in Eukaryota, Viridiplantae, Streptophyta, Magnoliopsida, Fabales, Fabaceae. Gene Ontology annotation, molecular function: ubiquitin protein ligase activity. The coding region runs from base 2674 to 4326 and encodes 550 amino acids. The transcript is spliced from 9 exons. The record is from RefSeq and is a predicted model, not a curated record.
GUCCUGGGAAUUUUCUCAACCGCUUUAUUUCAUUGUCUCCUUCUUAGAACAAACCCCUCACACCCUCCUUCUUCUGUUUCUUCUUCUCAUCUCUCUCUCUCUCUCUCUUCUCUUCAUCUGCAACUCUCUCUCUCUCUCAUCUUGCGUGUUUAAGAUCGUUACUCAACCGGUGCUGUUUCCUCACCGAUUCUCAAGGCACGUUUAUCUGGUUUCUUGGUGCUGUUGGUCUAUUUUACAUGAUUACAUCUCUACAUGUGCUGAAGUUGGUUUUGGCUUUGCAUUUGCGUCGUGCAGGUUAUGGAAGUGGGUGAUUUCUUCUUCAUUUGGUCGAUUCCAUUACAUUGUCUGAAAUGCAAAUGGUGUUGUUGUAGGUCCCUUUUAAUCCUGGAUUAAUGGAGUGACUAUAGACCUGAUGAGUGAUGACUUUGGCAUGUUUUCUCAGGAUUUAUUAGCAUGAUAUGCCGCAGUUAUGGAGUGUUCUUAGUCAACUUUCAUAUAGGAAGAAGAAAGUACAUCGUACCAAAGAAGCUCUUUUAAUUGGAAGAAUUGUAUAACCCUUGUUCAACUGGAAUGUGUCCUUUAGAUCAUGUCCAUCCAUCUUUUGGGAUUGGAUGCUAGUUUGGCAUGAAAUGGCCUAACAAUUAUGCAGAGGAUACUGUGGCAAUAGGUUUGUCACAUCCAAUGUAUAAUGAUACAAGAUGUUGGUGUGGGCUCUUACAGGAAAUUUAGGGGGUGUAUAUCAUUGUUAUAGUUCUAAUUGGUACUCUGAGGUGCUAAGAUGUGGGUGUUGGUAAACCUCAGUACUAUCUUCCCCAUGACUUGUAAAGAUCUAUAGUCAAAUUCUUCCUCUUCUCUUAGUUUGGAAGUUGACAAUGAUAACUGCUAUGGACGUGGUGCUAUUUAUUAAUGGGGACUGGUAUAAUGAGUUUAGCAGUACAAUUUUCUUAGAGCAUUCACAACAUGUUAGUAUGCACUUUGCAGACUGCGAUUUUGAACCACUAGUGCAUACCAUUGAUGGAGACUUCUGUAGUGCUGUGCAUCCACUCUUAAAUGACAUAGACCGCCCUUUAUGUUGGUGCAGUUUCUGAUGAGACUGCUGAAUUGCCGUACAUCCACUCUUAAAUGACAUAACUGCCCCUUAUGUUGGUGCUGUAUCUGAUUCUGCAAAUGUUUGGUUUCUCCAAUAAUGUGACAAUUCAUGGUUGGGAUUGGAGUAGUGCUGGAUGGUGCAUUAUUUGGACGUGGGCAUGUGAGCUUGUUGACAUGGAAGCUGUAUAAUAAGCAUGAGUUGGUUACAAUCUUCAGUCAUGGUUCUAAAUGUUGAGGAAUGAGGUGAAACUUGUUUCAAGGUGUUGAUAGUCUAGCCAGAUUGCAGGGCACUCUUCCAUUUGCAUUUCCUAUUUAUGGGGGAUGGAAAAUAUUUUACUUCCAUGUUCGAGCCUAAUUUUUAAUUGUCAUGCCUUGCUGGGGGCAAUGGAUGACAGACAAACAAUUGUGUUUCAUUGUGAAGAAAAUUGAUUAGAAUUGGAUGUGGGUGACAUAUUUUGAUUCUUAAUAUUCUGGUAAAAGGCAAACAAUUCUGACAUGUUUUGAAGCUUUUGCACUUAUUUUGUAUUUAGAAAAAGCUUACAGUCACAAUGCUCAAGACAUAGCUUUUAGCUGAAAAGCUGUUUUUGUGUAAAAUUAAGAAUAACCAAACAUGUCAUCGAUCUUCAUUGCCAUAUAAUCAAAAUCUGUAUAUAUACUUGCUAAUAUCAAAAAUUUUAUUGCCCAAGCUUUUUUUAAACAAGUUUAUUUGAUUUUUCGUGGUAUAUUAAAGGUAACAAAUUCUUUGAAGCCAUCUCUACUGUCUUGGGGAAGCUUGGCUUUGAUUCGUUUGAAUCUCCAGAUUAUAAAAAUAUCUUUUUUUAUCUAUUUUAAGUAAUAUAGUUUACUGUUGUGCCAAUGUAGUAUUCUCGUCUAUUAUUUCUCUAUUAGUAAAAUUUCUGUCUAGUCAACAGUUUUUUUUACUCUGUUCCGUAUGGUUUUAUUUAUAAAUCCUUCCUUUACCUUUUCUGCUAAGUUAUACAUCUCUCUCUCUCAGGAAAUUUUUUUCAUUGUUUAAAGUGAACUUAAAUCUAUAUUCUUUUUACUAUACAAAACAAGUUGUUUAUUUUUUAUUCUGUGUUUUUUUUUUUUUGCUGGUUCCUGGGAUUUACUUAACUUAUUUCUGUUUUUUUGUUCUUGUCUUGAUUACUAAUUAGAAGGCACACAAAGGAGUGUUUACCCCUAUGUGCUCAAUGCCUGUGCAUAGUCGAUUAUCUUUUUCAAGUGCAGGAAAAGAUUAGAAAAUGCUAACACCUUCUAACACUCGCUAAACCUUGCCCAGGUAAUAUCUGAUGCGUUAGUCAUCCUAUUCUCCAAUCCUUCCUCUUUUUAUUAUGUCAAAUCUGAACUCUUGCUAUCAUUCAUGAUAAGCUAGAGUGAGGAUACAUCAUCUCAUUUAAAUCUAGCCAGUUUUUCUUCCUUCUGUUCACUUUUUCCCUGCACUGUUUUCUUGCCUCAGACUAGAAGGUGCUCUUUCUGUAUCAGUGGAUAGAGGCAUGAGUAAAUGGCUUCAAGUUGUGUAAGUUAUUUGCAGAUCUGCCUCAACUACACUGUCUAUUGUGACUCCCGAGAUUGCAACUGACAGUUAUGGGGCAUCGACACUUGUAUAGCACAUCUCCAUUUUUUGAGGGUGAGCCUGACCAGAAUUGGAAUCAUAUGCAUACUGAUCAACAUUAUGUGCACCUUGGUAGGACUAGCACUUCAGAGAAUGGUUCUUUUAUUUAUCCUGUGGAAAAUAUGCCUACAGAUAGCAUUUCUUUCCCCUCUCAUUGGAACUCUGCCACAAGGUCAAAUGGAUACGCACCCUCAAAUCCCAAUAUUGAAGUACCUCCUCAUCAAUCAGAUGCAUCAGGCACUUCUAAUGAUCAUUUUAUGCAUUCGUCUAGUGCUGGUUCUUUCUUUGCAGUGUCUGAAAAUUAUUUGCACCAGCCCUCUUCUUCCAAUUAUGACAGACAAGCAUUUCAUGUUGAUGGUGGUUUUAUUGAUCUUACAAUGGGAAAUGGACCAGGGCCUCACAAGCGAAAGAGCCCUGGAAUUCCUUCAGUCUAUGAGAGAGGCAGUUCAAGCAGAUACUAUAAUGCUGGAAGUUCAACUGAUCUUCCUUUAUCUUCAGAAUUAAGGCAGGAGAAGCCAAAUAUAGAUUCUCAAUAUAUGCCCUGGGAUCAUGUUACUAUGGCACCCGCAUUCAGAGGUGCUGGCCUUUCAAUAAAGGGUGAGGGUUCUUCAAGGAAUGUGAGGAGUCGUUCUGCACUUGAUUUGGAAUCCAACCUGGCUAGGACCCAUUUAUCAAGUAAUCAAUCACACAAUUCCUACUGUGCUGUCCCACCAGUUGACCACCCUAGCGUGGUGGAUCUUUCAGGUCAGACUUCUACCACUUUGACAAGGGAUUGGAGCCAAAUGAACAUAUCUCCUGCUAAUGGAAGGGUGUUAUUACCAGAUACAAGUGCUUUUGGUCUUGAGACAAGUCACUUCCUUGUUGGAAGUGGUGCUUCUGCCAGUAAUGCUUCUGUAGAUGGUGGGGGCUUCCAUCAUGAAUUUGGUACAAGUAGAAAUCCUACUGCUCCUCAAAGUUUUAAUAAUAAUCUGACUCAGACUGCUAGGGGAAUUCGAAGUAACUAUUCUCAGAGAUCCACUCCAACUUUUAAGGCUUCUUCAAGCUUGCGCUUGGGACAUAUGAUACCUUCAGAUGAUGGAUUGCCUAUGGUAGCUGAAAGUUACUCUUCUAGACAUCCAAGGCCGAUGACAACCGUUGGCUGGAGGAACAGUGAUAGAAAUGGGAGGUCAAGAAUUUCUAGUGAAAGAUAUCGAUCAUUGGCUGUCGAGGCUGGCCUCCAUGAUCGAUUUUCCUCUGAGGGCUUCAUGAUCGUUGAGCGUGCUUCACUGUAUGGUUCUAGGAAUGUGAAUGAUCAGCACAGAGAUAUGAGGAUGGACAUAGAUAAUAUGAGCUAUGAGGAACUACUUGCACUUGGCGAGAGGAUUGGCCAGGUCAACACAGGAUUGUCCGAGGAUUUGCUUUCCAAGUGUUUGACAGAAACAAUAUAUUGUUCAUCUGAGCAAAAUCAAGACGAAGGAAGUUGUGUAGUUUGUCUGGAAGAGUACAAGAACAUGGACGAUGUUGGGACACUUAAAACUUGUGGACAUGACUACCAUGUGAGCUGCAUUAAAAAGUGGUUAUCUAUGAAGAAACUAUGUCCUAUCUGCAAAGCUUCUGCUUUGCCCGAGGAUACGAAGGAUAAAUAACUUCUACUGUAGUAUAAUCAAAUCUCAUUGUGUGUAUAUAUUUGGACAUCCCUCAAAGUGGAGGAAACAAACUUGCUUUUGGAGAUGUGUUGUAACAGCAAUGCUACUUUAUUCCAAUGUAUUUGUUUUUGGCUUCUAUCUCAAUUAGGUGAAGCCUUUAAAUUA